AUGGAUUGUAGUCAAAAGGAAGAGUCUUCAUCAUCUGACGGUUUGAUCGAGGUCGAGUUCAAGAAAUUCUGUGCUGAUUGUAAGACCACUAAAACCCCUUUGUGGAGGAGUGGUCCUUCUGGCCCCAAGUCACUGUGUAAUGCUUGUGGCAUUAGACACAGAAAGAAAAGGAGUCCCUUUGUGGGAUCGGACAGGUCUAAAGGCCGAGAGAGGAAAAAGGAUAAUCCCACCACUAUCUCCACCUCCGUGGCAGCCGCCGCAGUAGCAGUAGCAGCCACCACUUCCACCACCAAGAAUGGUGGAAAAAAGGGUAAAAUUAGAAAAUCAAACGAUGUCUUGAAAGUAAAUUUGAUGCCAUUGGGGAAGGAAGUGUUAUAUUUGCAGAGGCAGAGGCAGAAGUCAGCAAUGAAGAGGCAGAGGCAGAGGUCAGCAAUGAAGAAGCAGAGGAGUCCAAGGGAGUGGGGUGAGGUAGAAAGGGCUGCUCUGCUUUUAAUGGCUCUGUCUUGUGGUGCUGUUUUUGCUUGA
Fraxinus pennsylvanica is the source of this 525-nucleotide messenger RNA. NCBI's taxonomy places the organism in Eukaryota, Viridiplantae, Streptophyta, Magnoliopsida, Lamiales, Oleaceae. The record is from the annotation of a GenBank genome assembly.